This is a messenger RNA of Rhagoletis zephyria (snowberry fruit fly), 3426 nucleotides long. RefSeq names its product probable serine/threonine-protein kinase nek3. The record is from RefSeq and is a predicted model, not a curated record. Lineage: Eukaryota; Metazoa; Arthropoda; Insecta; Diptera; Tephritidae.
AUGAAAUGCAUUAAAACAAAUAAUAACAACAAAACCCAUUAAACGCAAUAAAACAACAACAACAAAAAAACAGCAAUACCAUUAACACUAGCCAACCAGAUGCAGUGCCGACAACAUAAAACUGAAGUGCUUUUUCAUUGCCUGCAUCAACAGCAACGCAACAUUCGUGCUCUGUUUCUAUUUUUCGGUAUAUGCCACAUUUUCGAGUGAAUACCACACGGGAAGUGUGCUGCUUAUUGCUACGCCUGCGCGUGCGCUAAUUCAUAUGCCUACCUCACUAAGCAAGCAUGGUCGAGUCUGUGUGCCGCGAGUGUGAAGCGUGAUUUAACGAGUGCAGCGCGCAACGUGUGAAGCGGCGAAAUACGCGAGCGUGAAAAGUAAAACGUACACCUCCCAAAACACUCUUACCUCCUACACCUCCUCCUACGGUUGUUUGUGAACGCGGUCGUAGUAAAUCGGUAGCCGUUGCAUUCGCCUAUGAGUGGCAUCCUAAAUAACUACAUACAUACAUACGUUCAUAUUUGAAUCGCUAAGCGAGUGUGUAAAAUGUAGCAAACUUUUCUUUUUUAACGCUAGUACAUUGUGUAGAUGAAAACGAGUACAGCAAAGCAGCGCAAAUCGACUGGACCACGGCCAGUUAGUUGUCACUCUCUAUGCGCACAGAUAGCGUAUGUAGAGCUAAUGAAACGCGCAAAGUGCCCGGCAAAGUACCCAACUAACCUACAUUCAAAUUUAGACACAGACUCAGCCUCCGAUAUUUUCAUACGAAUAUUCGCGAGUGCGCGCGCGCGCUGUGUGUGUGGAAGAAGUUAAACUAAAAAGGAUCUAAAGCAAAAGUCAGGAACGCCUGCGGAGUAGACAAUAAUCUAUAAACUAGCUUGACAGCGGCAAAGGUGCUAAUGCUGACGUUCGCUAAUAUUGCGAAUAGUCGAAUAGUAUAAAGGUGCGACGCAAAUGCAGCCAUAGUAAGUUUUUAAAUCAACUGGUCAAAAGACGACGACGCUGAGAGGUGGUGAGCUGACAGUGCGGUGGAAAACGAGUUUAGUACCACUAAAAGUGCAGCUACGACAACGUACCGCAAGCAAAAAGUGACCUACAAAUACGGGUUUUCGGUUGGCUAUUGUAUCGACUGACGACGACCAGAGUCAGAACCACAGAACAACUGCAGUUAACAUAAACAUCAAUUCACACAUACACACACACACACUCACACACACAUACACACAAAUAGUGACAUAUAAAUUAACGAGCAAUAAACCAUUGCUACUAGCGGUUAGUCGGACUAGACUAAGGCGCAGCAGAGCAGGCGACGACGACGAGUCGCGCGGACAACUAAGCAAAACCAGCUAUGGCAACGCCAACAGCAACUACAGCUACAAUACCAACUACACCAACAAAAACAAUAAUAUCUGCAACGGUGCCGGCUAUAAUGCCGUUGAAAAAAGCUGGACCGCCCGUUCCGCCGAGGCCAUCGCAUGCAAGCGCACACGCAGCGGGUUUAUUGAAAACACAACGCAAUGGAGAUUCAGUUAUGAAUGCUGUGGCACAACAGAAUCGUGUUGCAGCCACAACAGGAACAGCAGCAACCAGUUUUGCUUCGAGUUCGUCGGUUUUGAGUAGUCGCGUGAGUAUUGGCAAUGUGACCGCCUCAGCUGAAAUGCAGCACAAUUCACAACAUCCGAUCAUACAGAAGAAGCCAUCGCUGAGCUCAGUUAGUGGCGGUGCUGGCGGUCGUACAAUUAUUUACAAGUCGCCCUCAAUGAGUGCACCAAAACGUCCGGAAGCACCACCACCCACAGCUGGUGCCCCUCUAGGCGCUAGUACUGGUAGCACUACCACCAGAUCAGGCACCAAUAUCGGUCCAAAGCCGCCGUUAAAGCUACGCAAGGCACCAGAUAUACCGACAAUGAAACCAAAAGCUACAGCUGUCCAAAAUGAUGCCAUCACUGGAGCGCUGGAUAAAGAAUGUAGCGUCACCAAAGUGCCUGUUAACAGCGUCGCGCUCGGUAAAAGUCCACCACCAGCGCCAGCAAGCUCUGUGAGUCCAACUGAAGUGUCUAAUGCCAACAGUAAUAUCGUUAUCGUCCAAACGGCGGCUAGCGCAGUCAACCUCAGCCGUCACCACUCGAUGGGUAGCGGCUCACCGAAAUCGCAAUCGCAGACGAACAGCAUUAAGGAUACACGUCUUAGUUUGGGUCGCGUCGACUUUGAGCGUGUUGGCAAGAUACAGCUGGAUCAGUUACCGACAUCGGUGCAGCCAUUGCCGCGGCCGCGCAAAAUUGUGAAAGUCCCCGUUGCCACAAUGGAUCUGGAUGACACUGCCUCGACCAAUGGUGCCCAAUCGCAUUCAUCCAGUGUUAGUAUAUUCCGCCGUUCAAAAACUACACUCGACAAUUUUACAUCACGUGCCAAUAUCACUACGAUCAAUACGGGAGGUGUGGCCAACACCUUUCUUGGCGGCAAAACAGCUGAGCUGAAAAAUAAUCUGAAGAAUGCGGCCGAGCGUUUGUUUUCGGAAAUUAUAGUAAAUCAGCAACGCCACGGCAACGAGUCUCCAAUAAUAACGAAACAUGAGCCAGCUAUGCAACAUCCGAUGCUCUUAACGCAGGCAUUAGCUGCACAACGCAAUGUCGCGGGGGUUGGUGCUUCGGUAACUGUCGUCACAACCGGGGAGACAACUAACAAUUGUACGCGUAUAAAUAUCAAUACCAGUGAUAGCGCCCACAGCAGCGGCGGAAAAAUCGAAAAUAUACUAAAAUCACCCGAGAAAAAGGCAGCUUUCCAUGAGAUCCUCAUUUCUGAAUUGGCAGCAAUGCGCGGCAGAAGCUGCUCCAUGGAAAAUCUGACCCGUGCAGAAACACCUAAAGUUAAUAAGAAAGAGCGUACGCCUUUGACUAGCCCAGUAUCGGAGCCGAUCACUAAGAUAACCACAACAAGCAUCAUUGCUACAACAGCAGUGGAAGCAGCAAAAAACCCGUUGCCAUCAAACAGUAGCACCGCCAAAACCUAUAAAACCCAUUCGCGUAAACGUUGCAAUUCAAUUGAGGAUCAGGAUCCCGAUACUGAAGAUGUCGAUGCAGAUAAUGUAGAAGAUACAGAAGAUGGCGAUGAAGAUGAUUUGCAGAAGAAUAACAGAAACAAUAAAUUUAAUGGCGUCGGUACGCCAAGGAAGCGUUGUCCUUCGGGCUGCUCAUCGGACUCGUCACCGUACGGCACUGAACGCUCGGCACGCAUACGCACUUCCGAUUGGAUUGAGGUUGGCGAUAAUGGCAAGGAGGUCACCAUGACCAGCUGUCACAUUAGUUUGGAGGAUUCGGGUUUGGAAGAUGAGGAACGUUUAGAUGAAAUGUCAUCGCUUGGAGUUGGGGAUUCCUGGGACAGUGUAAAGGAGGCAGAAAAUAUGAAGCGGUGCCGCAGUGUCAAGAG